AUGUAUCUUCAAAUCUUAAUCAAACCUUCCGAUCAACUGUUCCAACUCGUCUUGUGGCGUGACAAUCCCUCUGAAGAUAUAUCCACAUACAAACUCACUCGAGUGACUUUUGGAGUAAAUAGCUCACCCUACUUAGCGAUUCGUACCCUCCACCAGUUAGCUGAAGACGAAGGUAAAGACUUCCCUGAAGCAGCAAAUGUCUUGCGCACUCAGACUUACGUAGACGACAUUGUAACUGGAGCAGACACGGUAGAUGAAGCAAAGAACCUUCAAAAUCAACUCAUUCAACUACUCAACCGUGGACACUUUGAACUUCGAAAAUGGACUUCAAAUUCUCCCGAGCUUCUUCAGUCUCUUCCAGACACUCAUAAAGACUCUCCAGUCUUUCUUGAAAAUACACCUGAUCCCCAUUUCUCAAUUCUUGGCCUACACUGGUCUCCAGACUCGGACAAUUUUUCAUUUCAUCUCAACCUACCGCCAAAAACACUAACUAAACGUCACGUUCUCAGUCUAGUCGCUAAAAUAUACGAUCCUUGUGGAUUUCUUAGCCCAUGUACUAUGACAGCGAAAUGUUUUAUUCAACUUCUCUGGACGACCGGUCUACAAUGGGAUGAACCUCUCACUCCAGAACUUAGUGCAAUUUGGAGUAACUUUAUCUCAGCGAUACCAGCACUUGCAGACAUUCAGAUCCCUAGAGCAUUGAAAAUCUCUCCAAAUUCUAGUGUUGAACUUCACGGCUUCUCAGACGCCUCUGAACGUGGGUUUUCAGCUGUUGUCUAUGUACGAUGUUCCCAACCCAACGGAGAAGUGACUACACGUAUGGUUUUAUCUAAAACUAGAGUCGCCCCUCUCAAGAAGGUGACUCUUCCACGAUUAGAACUCUGCGCUGCCCACUUAUUAGCUCAACUCGUAAACUUCUGUUGUUCUUCAUUCAAACCCUUAAUUUCACUCAACCAAUGUUAUUUGUGGUGUGAUUCUUCAGUAACCUUGACAUGGCUUCAAACUCCAUCUUACAGGCUGAAAACAUUCGUGGCUAACAGAGUCGCCCAAACACAAGAACUUGUCCCCUAUCACUGUUGGCGUUACAUCCCUAGCAAGGAAAACCCUGCUGAUUGUGCUUCAAGAUGUAUUCUAGCCACUGAGCUUGUGUCUCACCCCCUUUGGUGGUCAGGGCCUUCUUGGCUUUCUCUUCCCCCUUCAAACUGGCCUGAUGUAACUUUUUCACCUACAGAUCUCAACAUUAGAUGA
Messenger RNA from Macrosteles quadrilineatus (aster leafhopper), 1248 nucleotides. RefSeq lists its product as uncharacterized. The record is from RefSeq and is a predicted model, not a curated record. Bases 1 to 1248 code for a protein of 415 amino acids. Lineage: Eukaryota; Metazoa; Arthropoda; Insecta; Hemiptera; Cicadellidae. The transcript has a single exon.